AUGAAGUCCUUUAUCACAUCCGGUGACAUUCCAAUUGGAUAUGUGACUCCCAAAUUUCCGUCGCUGUUUUGGCCCAUAAACAACAAAAAAUACACCCUGUCCUACCUGUACUAUAUCACCGAUAUUUGGAAAUACACCGUCUAUUGGACUUUGAUCCUGUUUAUGGCGUUUUACGUCGCAGCAGGACUAUGGGCAAGCUUUUCGCAUAGAAAAACCGCUGGAGGUCUUUGGAUCAUGAUAGUCUACAUCCUUGCCGGUGGAUUUCAAGCGCUUGCUGCGGGAACGGUGUCUGGACUAAUGCUUGCAGUUACUUAUAAAGCCGGACUGUUCGCAAUGUCUACAUGGAUUCCAUUGUGCUUCUCUGUGGUGCUAAUCCUGUUCCACAUCAGCACUACCUACUCCAUGGCGGGUGUUAUUAUAUAA
Messenger RNA from Lachancea meyersii CBS 8951, 423 nucleotides. NCBI's taxonomy places the organism in Eukaryota, Fungi, Ascomycota, Saccharomycetes, Saccharomycetales, Saccharomycetaceae. The record is from the annotation of a GenBank genome assembly.